This is a messenger RNA of Scatophagus argus, 6924 nucleotides long. It is a transcript of the gene bcorl1, whose product is annotated as BCL6 corepressor-like 1. NCBI's taxonomy places the organism in Eukaryota, Metazoa, Chordata, Actinopteri, Scatophagidae. The transcript has 12 exons. Gene Ontology annotation, biological process: negative regulation of transcription by RNA polymerase II. The coding region runs from base 827 to 5404 and encodes 1525 amino acids. The record is from RefSeq and is a predicted model, not a curated record. Gene Ontology annotation, molecular function: transcription corepressor activity; protein binding. Gene Ontology annotation, cellular component: nucleus.
GGCCUUCGAAAUAAACAACGUGCCUUCAUCUGUGCUAUCGCAGUUGUCGUAGUGCAUGUGCGGAACACAUCCAUGCUCGGGAGAGAUUUAUAACUGCAUGCAUAACAAGUUGCUUGAAGCCCACAGCUCCAGACAUAGACCACGAUGUGGAGCCUGUGAACUAAACUCGUCUAUAAUUGGUGAAGCCCCGAGCAGCCGGUCACUACUGGGAUAGCUCUUGCGCGGUCGUUGAGGUCUCCGGGUUACCCCGGCUCAGACACAAUGCGAUGUGUCAGCUGCCGACUUUGUGGUAGUCCUGCUGUAUGCCGACACGGUUUUCUACGGCGUUCCUCUUUUUCUUUUCUACUGGUCGACGUUUUUUAUGGCUUCCCCAGGUCAGGUUUGAUCAUCUGUCAGCGAUUUGGCUGCUUGCACGCAGCCAUUACUGAGCCAAUGGCGAAGGGCAUGUUCGAAGCUCUCGCACACCGAUUCACUCCGCGAUAGGAAAGCGGCGAAAUAGUUUCAGCUCGCUCUGCUCUCGGCGGACGGGCAGGAUCGUUCGCCCUGCACCGCCUCAGUGGUCAGGGACGGCACGGAUCGUGCAUGGUAGUAAACAAACUCUUUUCAGUCACACGACGAUGUCAGCCCCGCUGUGUGUGUGUGUGUGUGUGUGUGCACGGUUAUUUCCUCACCACCACAAGUGUUGAAAGAAAAGUAGGAAAUCUGUUGGCCUAAAGGAGUGGAUACCCUUGUAAACAGCAGGCCUGCUUUGACGAUUCAGCUUAAGGAAAAAUCUCCCCUGACUGACUCAGCUACCCCUGAGGCAUGUUGUGUUAAAGAAACACCUAUGCAGGUGGAUCCUACACUAAUGAAUGUAGGGGAUGGAGGCACGGUGAGCAGAGAGAUCAGUGCUCCAAAUAAAGCGUCUGCUAGUAUGGUGGGAAAUCCCCCCCAGACGCUACCCCUUGAGUUCAGAGGAGAUGUUACCCUCAGUCAGCAAAACAAGACCACUCCAACAACAGACUGUAAGACAGCAAAAGCCUGCCUGGACACUAGCAAUUACAACCACAGCCCUGAGCUUUCUCCACCUCAGCAGCCCAACAAUGCACCAAUGUCCGGCUCAGCCCUCACCAGCUCAGAGAAGAGAGCAGACAAAAGGGUAGAAGCAUCCAAACUCAAGGCUGAUGGUGCUGGGGUCUUCCCGACUCCUCAGUGGUCAAGUGGUGUAAAAGUCAGCCGAGAGGACCCACUCAACCCCUGUCACAGCAAUGUGACAUCCAGUAAGAAAUCACACCCACAAACACAAUCUGUGCAAAGCGCUCCACCUGGGUUUCAAUGCUCCACUAUGUUUAAACCAGUCCAGCCUGUUGCCUUCCUUCCUUCCACUAAUUUCUCCUCUCAACUUUGUAAAAUCACUCUUCCACCAGCACUGGGUCAGAUUGCAGCAUUGAGGGAAGCCACAGCCAGUCAGUUUCAGAAAGAAAUUCAGCCUCAAAGCUCAGGUGUCGGAGGGACACCACUCAUGCGAACCUAUCCCUAUCCGUUCUCCAUGGGCCGGACUCCAGCUACAGAGAAAAAAGCAGCCACGUCGACCUCAAAACUUAAAUCUAGCCAUUCAUCUAAUAAGAAUGCCAAGUCUGUGGGAGAGCAUAAAUCUUUAGCCUCAGUGGUAGCCUCACCAGCUAUUGCUCUACCAUUGCAGCACCCAUCAUUAACUUCUGCAGCACCCACCUGCUAUACGCUGUCUCCCACUGCUGCCAUUUGCUGUGGUUCUGCACUGGCCAGCAUCAACUCUCAGAGCAGAUUGCUGAACCAUGUGGAAAAAGGCAACAGCGUAGACAAGACAACCACGGGCUCUCUUAAAACGACUUCUCCCUCUGCUCCAGAGGACCACACAGUUUGUUCUGCUGAACCAAGAGAUGUACCACUUGAUCUGUCCGCUAAAUCAAAACGUCCAAAAUGCACAAGUGACCCUCCCGUUACAAUGAUUGAGACUCAUCAUAAUGAGUCAAAUCAGAGAGAUUUUCUAAACUCGAAGAGGAGUCAUUCGGCAACUUACAGCUCAGCUGUGCAGUACCCUAUCUUACCAAACACUCACAGAAAUGGAUCUCAUCAAAAGCAAAUAAAUAGGCCUCAGAAUCACCAGAUCCCAGAGCCCAAACCAACCUGGGGUAAGGGAUCUUCACAAGACCCCAUUAAAAGCAUCCCUGGAACAUAUGUAGGUGUGGCUAGCCCCAUACUGGCCUCUACUCUACGGGGCAAAGAUGGAAAAGGGACUUUUGCCGAUGAAUUUCAGAGUUUCGCAAAACAGGAGUUUAUAUCAAUAAUUGACCAAGGAGAACAUCUGGCCUCAGGAGGAAAGAAGCCAUCCUGUCUGAUGAAGGGCAACCAACAUUCUCACAGCAUCAAACAUGUUAAAAACACCAGCACAGCCAUAACUAAGAACUGUCCUUCUAAAGGAGCGCUCACAACUGCUCUGUCAAGCUGUGCCAAUGCUCAGAUUCAUCAGAAAUCCGGACCUGGCAAAGCCACCGUUGUCAAUCCAGCAUGGCAACAGCCGUCUCAUCUUCCGCACCAAGCCUUGGCUGUUCAGGGAAAAAUCACACAAGGAUCUCCAAAGACCAAGGGUGCCCCAGUGACAGAAGGAUCUAAGUUUCAGAAUACCCACCACAGCCCGUCCAAACCUGAGGAUGAUAAGUGGGAGAGAAUCAAGUCUCCCCUGUCUAAUCUUGCGUCCAUUGUAAAGCAGCAAGCUCUCGAAACAACAGCACUGACUGGUGAGGGUAAUACUCAGUCCUCACCUGUUACAUCAAGAAAAGCUGAAGUUCUGAAUCCACUCACAGGGAGCCAAGACACCCAAUCUAAGCAUACGCCUGCUUUUAAAUACCCACCAUACUGGUCUUUGGAAAAGUGGGCUGGCACGCCAUCUCAAGGGGACUCAGCUCAAACUAUGAGGAGGCACGAGAAGGUGAAUGCCACAGAGCCUUCAGAGAAUAAUACUGAAUUAAACACCAGUCCGGGAGAACACAUGGGACUACAAAUGAAGCAGGGCUCCACAAAUCCUGCCGGCCAGUCUUAUCUCUUUAGGAGCAAUGCAUCAACAAAUGGAAACAGGGUGGAGAGCAAACUAGCCCAGGUGUUAGAGGGGGAGAUAUUGAAGAAAGAAAGUGGGGCAUCAGACAGUCCUCCCAGUGACAAAUUGGAUAGCACGGUUGCGUCUAUUCUUACGGGCCAGCGUGCGGGUGGAGGCGACAAGUUUGAGAAGAAAACGAACGGAACCAAAGAGGAAUCGCCAGCCAAAGCAAAAGCUGCUGCCAUCAAACAAAAGAAAACCAGCCCGAAGAAGGCAGCGAAGGAAAAGUCAGCGACUGGCCCAUCGAAGAAGGCUACGGGAAAGAAGAAAGGCACAGAAAACAAUCCGACCAAAGUGUCUUGCCAAAAGAAGCAGAAGAAACAAUGUGCACCUGUGCUGGAGCAGAGUCCAUCAGCAGGAAAACUUUCUGCACAGAGUAAAGAGCCGAUUCCAAGGGACAAGAUCAGUCCCAGUAAGGUGGAGCAACCAACCCGUGACAAACCAGUUACAGAUAGUGGCAGCAGCACUCAGAGUGUGGAGACUCCAGUCUCUCUCAAUAGCUGUGCCGUAUCCAGUAAAGAGCCCGACACUACAGAGAGCUCCUUCCCAAGACUGAGGAGAGGACGACGGCGAGCUGAUGAGGCACGACUGGACCUCUGGGGCUUUGCAACGCCUUCCCCUCCACCCCCACCAACGCCUCCCCCACCAGCCUCCCUGCCACCCACUGCCCAACCCGCCCGCCGUCCGAGGGGGAGGCCUCGCUCAAACCCCCUGCCAGAGCGAAUGAUUCAGGGCAAGGGCAAGACGGUCAGUGCAGACGGUGAGACACCCGCUCAUAAGAAACGCAGACGAUGUUGUAGCAGAAAGUACCAGACUGGGGAGUACAUCACUGAGAAAGACAAGCUGGAAGAUGGAGGGCGCCUUGAGGAAUCUGACUCCCUGAGACAGGACAGUGGAAUACCAGCAGAUCCACAGGUGGAUCAGUGUCCGAGCCGCACUGCCUCCAGUCCAGAUCCUGCUCCACGGAGACCCUCUGUCACUCGCUCGGGGUCGGUCCGCUACCAGGGCAGCGAGAUAUCUCCAGAGCACAGUGACAAGCCUUCAGGGAAGAGAAAGUUCAAAAGCAAGCACCUAUGUGACAGUGACGAUCAGAAGAUCAAGACUAAACGCAGCAGCUUGGGAAAGCGUGGUGCGUCACUUGCGCUGGAUGAUGAUGGUUCCGAUGUAAAAAGAACAGCCAGCCCCCCACCCACUCCAAAAACUUUGCCGUCAUCUCCUCCCAAUAAGAAAGGCUUAUCGGGAAGAAGCAGCGAUUCAGAGUCUCCACCCAAAAGGCCCAUUCCCCCGGAGGUUCGUCGGCUGAUUGUCAAUAAAAAUGCAGGCGAGACCUUGCUGCAGCGUGCUGCUCGAUUGGGCUAUCAGGAUGUAGUCCAGUACUGUCUUGAGAAGGACAUCAGGGAGGUCAAUCGGCGUGAUAAUGCCGGUUACACAGCUCUCCACGAGGCGUCCUCUCGAGGCUGGACUCAGAUUGUCCAGAUGUUACUGAAACACGGCGCUGACGUCAACUGUAGCGCCCAGGAUGGAACACGGCCCCUUCAUGAUGCAGUAGCGAGUGAUAACCUCCCAAUAGUCUGGUUGCUUUUGAACCACGGUGCAGACCCGACUCUGGCCACCUACUCUGGGCACACACCAGUCAAACUGGCUCAUAGCCCGAGCAUGAAGACCUUCCUCACAGAAUAUUUCACCGACCUGGAAGGCCGCAAGGAACAAGACCCCAGUUUACACUGGGAUUUCUACAGCAGCUCCCUCUUUGAGACCGACCAGGAGCCGUGCUGGGACUUCCUGCUGUCUGAGCAGAAUCAGGAACUGGAGGAGAAUACAACAGGGAAUACUGAGCCGGACUCGGACAAAGAUUGCCUUCUGUUUGAGUUCUCAUCCGAGCCUCUCUUACCCUGCUAUCAUGUUCAGGUGUCCUUAUCCCAGGGCUUUUGCAACUGGUUCCUCCUCACAGACGUCCUGAAGCGCCUGAAGAUGUCGGCGCGGAUCUUCCGGGCGCGUUACCCACACUUGGAGGUGGUGAGCUUGUCGCGCUCUGAGCUCUGGAGGCAGGUAUCGGUCAGCCAGGUGAGCUCCACGUUGGCUUCGCCCUACAGAGGGAAGAACAAGGAGGAGGAAGACGAGAAAGAGGAGGGACUUGUGGAUCUGGUGCGAUGCGUACCAGAGCUCCAGAGACUACUGGGCUCCACUAUUCACAUCCUACAAGAGGAGGAGGAGGAGGAGGAGGAGGACGAGGAGGAUGAGGAAGAGGAGGAGGAGAUGGUGAGAAACACAGGGAAGCCUCGCAGCCGAUAGCCUCUCUGUCGCCGCACUCCUCCAACGUGCAAACUGUUGUCGUUUUCAAGUGUCAGCCCAAGUCCUUCCCUGCGCUCAGCGGCUCAAACGAAACCUCUCCGUCCAUUGUAACGAGGGUCGUGGGUUUUGACUCCAGCUCCAGUAAUGACUUGACACUCCAUCUAUAACCUUUGACCUCAGACAGAAGGUGAUUAAAUGAUCACGAGGACCUGCACAUGGGAGUGGUGGGUGCUGGAAAGCAGCUUUCAGGUUCCUAUCUAUAGGUAUAUUUGAAUACAUGAGAACUAUUGAGCAAGCUUUUUUUAUUGAUUAUGUAUGUACAUGUAGUGUAUAUGUAUAUCUUGCCAUCAGGGUUAACAUUUGGAUAGAUAAAUGUAUUCUUGUGGCAAAGGACGGAUUAUAUUCAGGACUUUUUCGUUUGAGUUUGUUCCUGAGGGAAAGCGCUAUUUUUCGAUGGGAGAUAAUCCAAGGCUUUUAUCUUGGUGAACUCUUGCAUAACGCUAAGACGCUUAAGUCAGGGAGGCCAGUGGCCCAGAUGGUUUCUCUGUCAACCUGGGAGACCCGGAGACCUGCAGAGGAGAGACCACGGCACAUAAUAUUCAAACAUAAUCACCCUCUCACAUGAGAGCCUCAUUUCCUUUUACCUCCUGUGUUUCAUUUCAUUCACUUUCAACAUCCGUGGGAGAAAAUCAGUGGACAGAGCUAAUAGCUUACGAUGUUUGUUUCUCCUCCGCAUUUCACAGAGUAAGCCAGGGCAGCUCUGAGCUGUCAAAGUCCCUGCUCAUAGUAUGAAAUAGUAAGUUUUGUUUGUUUGUUUGUUUGUUUUGGACCUUGAGAGUUUGUUUACAGAAAUGGACAGAUGGCAGUGGUGUUCUCCACUCCCCGGGUUUACUCCUCCUGAACCGAUACAGAAUCCUGUGGAUCUUGUUCAGAGGAAAAUCAGUACCAUCUCUGGAGUCCAGAGCCUGCUCCUGUGUCCGAGGAGCAGAGACGCCCGAUUAACUGCAGCAGCGACUGUCCCCCUACGUCCCAGUAUGGUGUUUCCGGAUCCUAGAGUGCUUUGUGUUGCAGUGUUUUCUUUACACUGUUUGUUGUGCUUAAUUUAAUAGUCAUUAAUAUAUUUGACCUCUUGUAUAUCUGACAAGCCUAUCUAUGGAAAAAAAAAUGCUUUGUAUGGUUGGUGCUUCAUUUUGAAAUGUACUUAUUAGGAUCCCUUUAUUCUGAUAUUUUCCUCCCUCAUUCAAAAACAGUAUUUCAAAAAAGCUAAAGUACAGUUUUAUUGUACUGGUGCUAAGACAGAUUUUUGUGUUGACAAUCAAUGAUGUCUUGGUUUGAAGUCACAAACUAAUAAAAGAUAUUUAAAAUGAAGAGACUUAAGGUGUAAAGAAAAGUAUAGUUUAGUUAAAGAAAACGGGACACAGCAAGACUGAAAGACUGAGCAGUGUGAGAGAUCUUGAAGAGCCUUUUAUUUGAUUCUUUUAUAAGAAAUCAACAAGAAUAAAGCAUGAUUGUGAAUCCUA